ACUUCUGUAUUAUCCUUUAUUCUUUCCCCUCCCUGCCCCCUGGUAACUUGAUAACAGCAGUAUUUUAUAAAAAUACAAUGAAGUAAUAAAUGUACACUUUUUUUUUUUCUUUUUAGUUCAUUCACAUUAAAAUCACAUUUAUAAACAUGAUCCUAAGAAAUGGGUAUUGUAUUACUCGAUUUGCAUUGCAAUCUACACAUUUCCAUUUUAUUCAUACAACUUCACAAGAUGCAUUAUAUAAGGCAAUACAGAAAGGAAAUAUACGACAGGCACGAUUAGCUUAUGAGUCGUUAUCAGAGAAUCUAGACCGUCCACUGAUUCAGAAGCUAUUAAAAUUGGUCUCACAUAGUAAGCGUAAAGACGAUCUUUAUUUUAUGGAUAGAGUGCUAAAGGAAAUGAACAAUAGCUCGAGGAUUUCACCUACCCAUUUUGAAUAUCAUACACUCAUGUAUGCCUAUGGUGUCCAAAAAUUACCGGAGAAGGCAUAUAGUAUCCUUCAGAGAAUGAGUCAAGAGGCAAAAUUAGAACCCACCAUUUAUUCUUACAAUACCUUAUUGGGUUGCUAUAAACGUACACAUAACGUUCAAAGAGCCGAAGAGUUACUCGCUGAAAUGAAAGCACGCAAUAUUAAAGCAGAUACAGUGACGUAUAAUACGAUGUUGCAUUUAUUACUUAAAACUGAAGAAUUCAAUAAAUUGUUCAACAUGUUUCAAAGAAUGAUGGACGAAAAGGUCUCGAUGGAUGUUUACACAUAUUCAACUAUGUUAGAUGCAGUCAUUAAAUCAAAGGACCCAUUACAAAGGAAAGUAGGAGAGCGUAUCUGUGAGCAUUUGAUACAGAAACAGAUGGUUGAUGUGAAUACUGUGAAUAACAUGAUACGUUUUAUGGCAGAGACAGAUCUAAAUAAAGCAUUCAACUUUUAUCUUUCAUUAGAUAAACGAUAUCCACAUAUUAAACCAGAUAGAGUGACAUUUAAUAUUCUACUUGGUUUGUUCCUUAAGAACGGGAACCCGGCAAGGGCCUACAUGAUGUUCCAAGAUAUGAAAAAGAUGAAUUUGAAUCCAGAUUUAAUCACCUAUAGUAUAUUGAUCGAUGCAAAAGCAAAGGAAGGAAACUUGAAGGAAGCCAUACUGAUUUUCAAGGACAUGUGUAAUGCCUCUAUUGAGCCUAAUGAACGUAUCUUAAAUAGCUUAGUGAAUAUCGCAUCUUCUAAAUCUGCUUCUUCAUCUGAUUUAAAUGAAUUAAUCUCCUUAAUAGAACAGUAUCAAGAACGACUCCAAUUAGAUACACAGGCAUAUAAUUCUCUCAUGUAUGGUCUGGCAUUGAAUGGACGAUCUGAACAAGUACAAUAUAUCUAUGAUAGCCGAUUUCGUAACAUGACUUAUUAUCCUGACAUCAUCACCUUUACGAAUCUUAUCUUGGCUUAUAUUAAUGAUGAUUUAAUUGAAGACGCUAUAGGUAUCUAUCAAACAUUUCGAGAUUAUUACAAAAAGACGAGAGAUGAUUCAAAGAGAAACGGCAGAAAGAUCGACAUCGAAUUAGAUACUACAUUUUAUCUUACACUUAUCUCCGCCUUGACUAAUAAUGAACCAAGAGAACAAGAACGAAGGUUUGUAACUACCUAUGAUCCAGAGGACUCCUCACCUCGAUUACGUAUCGCUAUGACUAUGAUGAAUGAUAUGCGUCAACUUGGAAUAAAACCUACGACCUAUAAUUAUACAGCCCUGUUACAUGCCUGUGGACGAUACCGAGAUCAAUAUGUGCUAGAACAGAUUCAUAAUUUAAUUAAAGUAGAUCUUUAUUUAGAUCCUGAUAUUGGGUUAUAUAACUCUCUAAUAGAUGCCUACAAUCGAACAGGUAAUGGCUAUAUGGUUUUAGAUAUAUGGCAAACGUUGUUGGUGACUCCCACUUUAUCUCCUGAUUCCAUUACAGUCUCAAUCGUUCUAGAUAGUUGUGGACAUAAUGGCCUUUGGGAUUAUGCACCCUCGAUCUGGAAAUGGUUAAAACGAACUGAUUUCAAGUUAAAUACCAAUAAUUACAACUCAUAUAUAGAAUGUCUAUGUAGAGCAAGAGGUCGAACGGGAUGGGAUAUGGCACGUCAAAUAGUAGAGAAUGAAAUGCAAAGUCCUUUACAACCUAAACAUGGGUUAGCUGUCAUAGAUGAAAAGACUAUAAAUACAUUAAUCAGCUUUGCUAAAAAGAAAGAUUUUGAUGUAAAAGAAAUUGAAGAUCUUGAAAAAUGGAAGGCAUCUCUCUUCUGUAUUCCCCCUUGCUAAAUAACAAUAAAGUUUUUGUUUUGUUUUGUUUUUCUAAUCUUCUAUGUCCCCUUCUAGGAAGGAGAAAAUAGAUGAAUAGAGCAUUUUUUUUUAAAAAAAAU
Messenger RNA from Cokeromyces recurvatus, 2377 nucleotides. RefSeq lists its product as uncharacterized. Lineage: Eukaryota; Fungi; Mucoromycota; Mucoromycetes; Mucorales; Mucoraceae. The record is from RefSeq and is a predicted model, not a curated record. Bases 147 to 2276 code for a protein of 709 amino acids. The transcript has a single exon. Gene Ontology annotation, molecular function: protein binding.